Molecule: messenger RNA, 997 nt
Organism: Empidonax traillii (willow flycatcher)
Lineage: Eukaryota; Metazoa; Chordata; Aves; Passeriformes; Tyrannidae
Product: transmembrane protein 136-like
Exons: 3
Coding region: 106-843 (245 amino acids)
Cellular component (GO): membrane
Source: RefSeq, a predicted model, not a curated record
CGGCGGGUGCGAGGGGAAGGGAAGGCUCCACUCCCUGUCCCCGGACCUUUCGGGAGCCGGGAGGAGCCGAGCCAGGCCGGGAGGAGCCGGGCAACGGGAAUAAGGAUGCUGUUCCCCCUGCCCCUGAGGGUGGCCUGCAGUCUGCUGGGCUGGUUCUCCCUCUACAAGUGGUUCUGCCACCGCUACAGGCACCGGAAUUCCGAGUGGAGCUGCAGGCUGGUCACCCUGACCCAUGGCAUCCUUGCCACCUGUCUCUCUGCUUACAUUGGCUUCAUUGAUGGGCCCUGGCCUCUGAGUCACCCAGGGUCGCCCAACACAACCCUUCAGGUGCACGGGCUGUGCCUUAGCCUGGGCUACUUCCUCUUCGACCUGUGCUGGUGCGUGUACUUCCAGACGGAGGGUGCCCUGAUGCUGGCCCACCACCUGGUGAGCAUCGUGGGCAUCGCGGCCUCGCUGGCCCUGGGCGAGUCGGCCGCCGACGUCAACGCCGUCAUCUUCGGCAGCGAGAUCACCAACCCGCUGCUGCAGGCCCGCUGGUUCCUCAAGGAGACGGGCUCCUACCACACCCUGGCGGGCGACCUGGUGGAUUUCUGCUUCGUGCUCCUGUUCACCGGCGUGCGCAUCGGGAUGGGCGCCUGGCUGAUGUACUGCGAGCUGGCCUCGCCCCGGCCCCGCUGGUACAUCAAGCUGGGGGGGGUGGUCAUGUACGCCGUGUCCUGGGUGUUCAUGCUCAGCAUCUGCCGCUUCGCCAGGAGGAAGAGUGUGAAGAAGUACCGGGCGUGGAGGAGCCGGAGGGGCGGCGAGCUGGGCCUGAAAACCAACGGGCACCUGAAGACCCACUGAGGGGGGUGCUGAGGAGGGAAUUCCUCGAGUUCACGGCACCUGGAGAGGGGGAAAUACCGUGCCUGAGGUCGGGAGAGGAGCCAGCACACGUUAGCAGUCCUGGAGACAGAUUCAUCCCUGGUGCAGCUCCACUGAAAUCCGUGGGGCUGUGCCA